AUGGCUAACGUCACCAGCGCGCAGCUAUCGCCUGCCAAAUCGCAGCGUUUAGCAACAGCAUCGCAAGAAAGUGUUGGGAUUAUCAACGCUAUGCCUCCCAGACGUCGACUGCGGGCAACUGCGAGCCCGUCUCCAGGGCCCCAGGGUUCGAGAGCCUCGACCCCCGCACGGGAUCCGGUCACGGGACGAGUCAUUUCCGAUCUGGGAGGAAAAACCAGAACGCCCGUCCCUGCCAAGUACAGCACCUCUUACGGUUCGCCAAUAGCCCAGCUGCCGGACCGGUCCUCGAUUGGCGGCGGCGGCAACAUCACGAAAGCGGCAGCUGAAAUCUUCACCAAGGUGAAGAGAGACAAUGUGGCUGCGGAAGUCCGCCGUCGCGCAAAGGACCAAGCAAGGGCGGCGCGAGCAGGCUCCAUAGACGCGACCGCUCCGCCCCCGUCGCCGCCAACGAUACGGCCUACCAUUGAGAUGGACGGGCUGGAAUUUGAAGCGGAGAGCGUGGAGGAGCAGUCAAAUGGAGAAGAGGGCAGCGAGUACGAGGAUCUGGAUGAACCGCAGACAAAACGACGCCGCGCCCCUAGGAAGCCCGCGCCGAAAGACUCCAGAAAACGAGCUCGCGACGACGAGGAAGCGGAAGCCCGCUCGGAGAAGGAGCGGAAGGAAAGAGAUGCUCGGUUAAGGCUGGAGCGGUCCGCAGAGGCCGGGGAAGCUCGCAGCCGCAGAAGCCAGAAGUUGGCCGAGGAAAAGGCCGAGCGAGAACGCAAAGCGGAGGAGGAACGUAAAGUCGAGGAGCAGCGGAAAGCCGAACAGGAGCGGAAAGCCGAACAACAACGAAAAGCGGCGCAGCGGAAGGCUGAACAGCAACGGAAAGCUGAAGAACAACAGAAGACCGAAGAGCAACAGAAAGCCGAGCGGGAACUUGCCGAGCAGGUAGCACGGGAACAAGCGGCGAGAGCGGCCAUGCCUCCCCCGCCACAACCGUUUGUACCUCGACCCGCUCCCGGCGUGGCCCUGACCCCGAACAAUCUUGCCAUGCCGACAGAUCUCAAUGGCGACCGGCCCGGGUCGGCGCGUAUUUUCGUCGAGGAAAGCAAUUUGUUCCACGACGCAAAUCUUCAAACCCCAACCCCGCCACCUCUUAGGGAUAUGCGACGAGCGGGCCCAGCCGCACCCCCUUCACCGCCUCAGCCAGUUCAGCCCCUGGAAGAGGAGGUACAACUACCCACAUCACCCCCGGCAGAACAUCCUUCGCCCCCGAGUGUACUUAAACGACCGCCAAGGCGACCGGGCGGUACUACACCAGCAGCGACCCGGUCAGACCGGCCAUCAGGCAUUAACCCGUACCGCCAUGCCAUUCCACAAACGCCGCCAGCGAGCGGAUCACCGGAGUUGGAAGAUGAGGAGCAGGAGGAGUCGUCACAAGAAACGCUCGCUGAUCCAUACGCUACCAUAAGCUUCGAGAACCAACUCCGAAACCGACUUAAGCCUCAAGAAGGCAAAGGCAAAUUGGACGGAGGGGAGGAGCAGGUGGAGCAAGCCGAGGAUGUUGCCGCUGCGAGUUCUUACGACUAUCGCCCGCGCUGGGUUGAUGUCAAGGAGUCAUUCACGUUGCGGUCGGUCAUGAAAGUUGUUGCGGGAGCUUUCAUCUUACUCCACUUGAUCCGCCUCACCCACAGCUUUGUUCGGCCGGAUCUUUUUGAGGCUCCUGUUCUGACGCUCAAUUGGUACGGCUGGAAUGACUGGGCGAACAACGUCGGCCAAUUUUUCCCUUCGCCUCUCCUUCACCCACUCGGUGUGCUCACAGAUGACCAAUACGACGAUCUCAAAGAGUAUCUGGAACGGAGGACCUCAAGGACCGAAACAGUUGUCGACAAUCUCAAGUCGGUUCUUCCGAAGGUUGUUUCGGUGAAGAGGGAUAACAAGGGCAAGAUAAUCAUCGCGGAUGAGUUUUGGGCCGCUCUUAAGGCUCUCAUUCAACACGACAACAGUAUCCUGUCGCUCGACGGAAAGUCUCAGAUUUCACAGCAACACUGGAAGGCGAUAGAGCAACGGUUGAAGGAAGCCGGCCUGCUUGACAAGCCUUUGUCAGCCGACGAUGUGGCACGGAUUGUAGACAAGUCGGCACCUGUGUCCUGGGAGAAGUGGCUGGAAAAGAACAAACAGAAGGUCGCGGACACCAUUGGGCAAGGCAAGGGCUCGUCCAAGGGGCCAUCUAAAGGGGCUGAUGAAGGCAUCGUCUCGAAAGAGGAGUUCAUGCGCGAAUUGACCGCUCGCUUAGCCAAAUCCAAGACGGAGGUCGACAUCGAGAUGGGUGGUCUGCGCAAGGAACUCGACGGUGUCCUACACGAGGUUAAGAAGCUCGCCUCCGAUGCCGGCAUGACCAAAACCGAGACCAUUACGCUCAUCAACAAAGUGGUCGACAAGGAAAUCGUCCGCCGCCUGGCCCAAAUAGGAAGCAGGCCUGGCGCCGCUAAGAUCGAUGCCAUGUUCAGCAACCGCGUCAAUUUCUUCUCCCCAGGCAACAACGCCAAAGUCGACAUCUCGCUCUCCUCGCCAACCUACCAACUCGAUACGCCCCGCAUCGCUUCCCAGAAAUGGCUCAAGUCGAUGCGCGGGCAGCCACAGUUCCUCCAGGACAAGUCGCAGGCGCUGCGGCCGUGGUCGGAUCCGGGUCACUGCUGGUGCGCGGCCACGCUGGGCAACAAGAACCGUACGCACCCGGCGACGCUCGCGGUGCAGCUCCCGCGCUUCGUUAUUCCGCAGCAGGUGCUGCUCGAGCACAUCGACCCAGCCGCCACCACGGACCCGCUCGCCAUGCCGCGCGACGUCGAGGUCUGGGCCCGCAUCGAGGACCCGGACCACCAGGACCGCGUGCUUGAUUGGAUGGCCGUCCAGUUCCCCGCCGACCUCGGCCCGCCCGCCAACAACAAGCUCAUCGACGACGGCUUCGCCAAGAUCGGCCACUUUUCCUACGAGCACCGCCAGCAGGACGAGGGCAUCUACGUGCACCAGCUGUCGCGGGACUUGGUGGAGCGGCUGCGGGCGGCGACGGAUCUGAUCGUGUUGCGGGCCGUGUCGAAUUACGGCGCCAAGGACCACACGUGCUUUUAUCGCGUGAGGCUGUAUGGGGAUGAGGUGGAGGAGUUGGAGACGGAAUAG
This is a messenger RNA of Chaetomium globosum CBS 148.51, 3159 nucleotides long. RefSeq lists its product as uncharacterized. The transcript has a single exon. The record is from RefSeq and is a predicted model, not a curated record. Gene Ontology annotation, biological process: nuclear envelope organization. NCBI's taxonomy places the organism in Eukaryota, Fungi, Ascomycota, Sordariomycetes, Sordariales, Chaetomiaceae. The coding region runs from base 1 to 3159 and encodes 1052 amino acids. Gene Ontology annotation, molecular function: protein-membrane adaptor activity. Gene Ontology annotation, cellular component: nuclear envelope; meiotic nuclear membrane microtubule tethering complex.